This is a messenger RNA of Aureobasidium musti, 354 nucleotides long. NCBI's taxonomy places the organism in Eukaryota, Fungi, Ascomycota, Dothideomycetes, Dothideales, Saccotheciaceae. The record is from the annotation of a GenBank genome assembly.
AUGGCCGAAGAUUCAACGACCAACAAUCCAAUCAUCGAUUCAACCACCAACAAUUCAACCAUCGAUUCAACCACCAACAAUCCAACAUUGCAACAAGACUCAGGGCCUUAUGUUGCACCCCUCGAGCUUGCGCCAGGCAGCACCACCCCGUGGAGAUACUAUGUCCGCUUCAACCACUCUCACACCCUAUCAGCGCACAAGAAAGCCAUGGGAGACAUUUCUGUUCUGGAAGAUGCGCCCCAGCCAAAAGGACUUUGGAGUGGCACGAUGACAGAUGAAUACCGAGAGCGUUUGAGACGAGAUCCUGGUGUCAUCGCAGUCUGGCAGUACCAUGGGCAAGGUGAAUGGUUCUGA